Messenger RNA from Siniperca chuatsi (mandarin fish), 602 nucleotides. Its product is annotated as gamma-crystallin M2-like. NCBI's taxonomy places the organism in Eukaryota, Metazoa, Chordata, Actinopteri, Centrarchiformes, Sinipercidae. The record is from RefSeq and is a predicted model, not a curated record. Gene Ontology annotation, biological process: lens development in camera-type eye; visual perception. The transcript has 3 exons. The coding region runs from base 16 to 540 and encodes 174 amino acids. Gene Ontology annotation, molecular function: structural constituent of eye lens.
UCUCCAACGGAGACCAUGGGCAAGAUUAUCUUUUACGAGGACAAGAACUUCCAGGGUCGGAGCUAUGAGUGCAGCAAUGACUGCACGGACCUUCACUCGUACUUCAGCCGCUGCAACUCCAUCAGGGUGGAGAGCGGCUGCUUCAUGAUCUAUGAGCGACCCAACUUCAUGGGCCACCAGUACUUCAUGAGGAGGGGAGAGUAUCCAGACUACCAGAGGUGGAUGGGCUUCAGUAGCUGUAUUCGCUCCUGUCGGAUGAUUCCAGUGUAUCGAGGCUCCUACAGAUUGCGCAUCUAUGAGAAGCCCGACUUCAGCGGUCACAUGAUGGAGUUCAUGGAUGACUGUCCCUGUGUGUCUGACCGUUUCCAUCACCGCCACGUCUACUCCUGUAAUGUUAUGAAUGGCUACUGGAUCUUCUAUGAGUACCCCAACUACAGAGGCAGGCAGUACUUCCUGAGAACUGGGGAGUACAGGAGGUACCGCGACUGGUGCGCCACCUGCGCCAUCGUCGGCUCCUUCAGGAGGGUCACCGAAUUUUAGCCAUUAAGCGAAACCUUGCUGUAAAUAAAACACUUUGUUUAUUAAAGAUGUUGAAUUUUUAA